This is a messenger RNA of Oldenlandia corymbosa var. corymbosa, 3046 nucleotides long. NCBI's taxonomy places the organism in Eukaryota, Viridiplantae, Streptophyta, Magnoliopsida, Gentianales, Rubiaceae. The record is from the annotation of a GenBank genome assembly.
AAUUUACAAAGCAAAAAAAAAAAAAAAGCAGAAUAAUAAAGAUUGAUGGAUUCCUUCUUCUUUAGUAUAAGUCAUCUCCUUCUUCUCACCGCCCAUUCUUAAUCUUCUCUUUGUCAUAAUAUUCUUUUCUUUUUGUUUUUUUUUUUCUUCAUUCUCUUCACACGUUCUUCUUCCUCUGACAAUAUCCCCAAACCCAAACCCAACCCCAUAAUCCUUAAUCAUCAGUAUUCAUCAUCCUUUCUUUCUUGUAUAUAUCCUCAUAUAUUUUGUUAUAAAUAGAUAUAAAUUUUGUGUGUCAGAAGUCCCAGGAAAACAAUUUUUUUCUUUUUUUCUUCCCUUUUGUCCUUCUGAAAACACAGAGGACCCUUUGUGUCAGAAACAAAAUCUUUCAUCUUCAAAGUACCACACAACACACCAAUUACUACUUAGUAGUGCUUCUCUUUCAAUCCAUAAAAAAAAAACCCUAAAAUCCUUUGUAAUCAUAUCUAGACUUGACCCAACAAUAUAUCCCCCCACACGUGCACCCUGAGGAAAUAAAAACCCUAAGUUUUUUGAGCUCUUUGCUUUUGUGAGAUUUUUGUAAUAUGUUUUCUGGGAAAAUUAGAAAGAUCCCUCUUAGUCGCAGGUCGAUUAGGACGAGGUUUGCUUACAAAUUUUCAAAAGCCCUGAAAGAACUGAACCAGAAACGAACAUUUUCAUCUAGUUUAGAGGCUUAUAAUAGAAGAUGUUAUAUGGUUAAGAUGGCUUCUUAUGCAUCUCUGGCUUCAGCUGCUGGAUCCAGAAGAACUUGGAGCCGUGCUUUGCUUUGGAAGAUUCGGAGGAAUAAAGGGUUGAUGAGAACAAACAAAUCAGCAGCUCCAAGAAGAAGAAUCAGUAGCUUGAUAUCCAAAAAGGAAGAAAACCCUAAUAAUAAUGGAGAAGAUUUGUUGGGUCUUGAAGGGCUAAGAAAGCUUGUUCCUGGUGGUGAAGUAAUGGAUGCUUUAAGUUUGUUCGAUGAAACUGCAGAUUACAUUAAGUGUCUCACUAUUCAGGUACAGAUAAUGAGAAAGUUUGUCCAUUUUUAUUCGGGCUGAUGAAGAAAGAGAGAGAGAAGAUUAAUUGGUUGGUUGAUGUUGAUGACGAGGUAUAAGGUAAGUAUAUAGUCAAGAAAAAUUUUAAGGUUUCAAAUUUAAGGACAGAUGGGAAGAUGAUAAUCAUUUUUGUUUGAUUGAUCUACAUAGUUUUUAGUAAAUAUAUGAAUCUGCAGUUCCACUUUGGGAAUAAUAUGGGGUGUAUUUGAGGAGGUUGAUGAGAUGUAUUAUGUCAAAUAUGGUUUUUGUACAUAAAUCAAGAACAGUUGAAAUAUUACUAGUCGAUCUAAUAGUAAUCCUUUCUGUGUGUAUAUAUAUAUUUAUAAGGUGUGUACAUUUUUCAUGUCUUUUUUUCUCUUGUAGCUAGCUAAUGAAAACUGUGAUCUUGGAUUUCCUUUGUGGAGAAGAAAAUUAAGGUUUUGCAGAUUUUCUCGAUCCAGGUUGAAGGUUGAAUUUUUAUUAACUAAUUAUUACUACCUCCUUCCUUCACAAAACAAGAGUUUUGGUUUCUCUACUUUCGUGACUCUUAUUUUGGGACGGAGUAUAGUAUACUUUCUUUCUUGAUGUUUAUGAUAUUCAACCAAAUCACUGGCACUUUAAUCUCUUUGAUAUGAUUCAUAUAAAUAGUUUCUGAAACCAUUUUCAUUCUUCAAGAGAGAUAGCAAAUGAAUAUUUUUUGCUUUAUAUUAUGAUGAGGAGCUUCAUAUUUCUAAAAAUUUAAACUUGGCCAUGGGGAGAAUCUUCUGGCUUUAUUUCUUAUGAAGAAUCUUUCUAAGCUGUUUGGUUGACAUCGAAUUCGGUUUCUGAAAAUUAUUUGUUUUUACUGUUAAUUAUUAAGAUUCCAGUAAUCAUCCUGUUGAUUGUUGUACAAAAUGCUUUAGAAAAAUAACAGAGAGUUUUUGGAACAGAAUCAUUUGGGGCAAAACUCCAUUCAGUAGUAUAUAUGAAUCUUCACGUAAAGCUUUUAUUCUGAUUACUUUUCUAGAAGCUUAACCUUAAUAAUUUUGUACGACUCAUCUAAUUAAUUAACUCUCAAUUUCUGUUUGAGUUCAAAUACAUAUGAUUUGGUUACUAAUAAAGAUAUUGUGAUUUUAUUGUUUAUUUAUUUCCGAGAAAUUUUCUUUUCUAAAGUUGAAAUUUUGAUGAUUUUUCACGUUCAUUUUCAUUGAUUUUCGAUAGGUCAUAGGUGGUUUAGUGCAUGAUAAAGGAAAAAAAAAUGAAUGAUAAUAACUCAUUUGUUUUGACUUUGGUUCCUUUACCAUCAUUAUUACUUCUUUGUUAUUAGUAUGCUAAAACAAUUUCAAAACCUUUUAUUUGCAUAGUAGGUAACUGAAAACACCUACUUUGGUUUUCCAUUUUUUUUAAAUUUUUUUUUUUUUCAUUUUUAAGACAACAUUGACGUAACAAAGUUAAAUUGAGAAUGACGAAUGCUGAUGGGUAAGACAGAAUACAGUAUUGAAAUUUAUAAAAAAAAAUUACUAAAACACUCUAUAUAAAUACAUUCAUUUUGUUACAAGAUAUUUGUACAAGAUAAUUUUCUGUGAACAGUGAAAUCAAGUACUUCAAAAAUCAUAUAAUUCUAAUAUAAAUAAAAUAGAACCGAAAGAUUCCCAAGUCAGCUGGGGCGCCAUAUGUACGCUGUACGCCUGUUUUCUUUCAAAAAAAUUUGAGGAAAUAUGUGAGUUUACACAUGUAAAUUGGAACACUUACGGGAGCACUUGUGUUAUGCAAUCAAUAUAAAAGAUGUAAUACUUUUAUAGUUCCUUAAUUUCUUUGUUUCAACGCAAUGCCUACAGUUUUCCCUGGGUGCACUUAUAUAGUAUUAUGUUAUGCAAUGUAGCUUAAAUACACCAAAAAAAAAUAAAAAAAUAAAUUAUAAAUCAUUAUUAAGUGGAGCUAGGCUUGUGUAAUUUAUAUUCGUUUCAUUUUAAAAUAAGAGGUGCGUUAUUGUAUUAUUAUAAAAUAAUUGAACAAAC